Eruca vesicaria subsp. sativa (arugula) is the source of this 1560-nucleotide messenger RNA. The record is from the annotation of a GenBank genome assembly. Lineage: Eukaryota; Viridiplantae; Streptophyta; Magnoliopsida; Brassicales; Brassicaceae.
AUGGACUCUGAGCAACUGAGAGAGUACGGACAUCGAAUGGUGGACUUCAUUGCUGAUUAUUACAAAACCAUCGAAUCUUUCCCUGUCCUUAGCCAAGUUCAGCCUGGUUAUCUUCACAACCUUUUGCCUGAUACAGCACCUGACCAUCCUGAAACAGUUGAACAAGUUCUUGAUGACGUUAAAACUAAGAUAUUGCCUGGAGUAACGCAUUGGCAAAGCCCCAACUUCUUUGCUUAUUACCCUUCUAACAGCAGUGUUGCAGGGUUCUUGGGUGAGAUGUUGAGUGCUGGUCUUGGAAUUGUUGGUUUUAGUUGGGUCACUUCUCCAGCUGCCACUGAGCUCGAAAUGAUCGUUCUUGAUUGGCUUGCAAAACUGCUCAACCUACCCGAGCAGUUUCUCUCCAAAGGAAAUGGAGGUGGAGUCAUCCAAGGGUCAGCUAGUGAAGCUGUUCUUGUUGUCAUGAUUGCUGCCCGCGAUAAGGUCUUAAGAAGCAUCGGCAAGAACGCGCUUGGGAAGCUUGUUGUCUACUCCUCUGACCAGACACAUUCAGCUUUACAGAAGGCUUGUCAGAUAGCUGGAAUCCAUCAAGAGAAUUGCAGGGUGCUGGAAGCAGAUUCCUCUACAAAUUACGCUCUGCGUCCAGAAUUGCUUCAAGAAGCCGUUUCUCGAGAUCUUGAAGCUGGAUUGAUUCCGUUCUUCUUAUGUGGCAAUGUUGGAACAACUUCGUCAACAGCAGUUGAUCCACUAGCCGCACUGGGAAAGAUUGCAAAGAGGAAUGAGAUGUGGUUUCACGUGGACGCAGCAUACGCUGGAAGUGCAUGUAUAUGUCCAGAGUAUAGACAGUACAUUGACGGAGUUGAAACUGCAGACUCUUUUAACAUGAAUGCUCACAAAUGGUUCCUCACUAAUUUUGAUUGUUCUCUACUUUGGGUGAAGGAUCAGUAUGCUCUCACUGAAGCUCUUUCAGCAAAUCCAGAGUUUCUCAAAAACAAAGCCUCUCAGGCAAACUUGGUUUUUGAUUACAAAGAUUGGCAAAUCCCUCUCGGAAGAAGAUUCAGAUCACUGAAAAUAUGGAUGGUUCUAAGGCUCUAUGGAGCUGAGACGUUGAAGAACUAUAUAAGAAACCAUAUCAAACUGGCUAAAGUUUUCGAACAACUUGUCUCUCAAGAUCCUGACUUCGAGGUUAUCACCCCACGGAUCUUUGCUCUCGUCUGCUUCCGUAUGGUUCCUGUCGAUAACGAUGAAAAGAAGUGUAAUGGUCGAAACCUCGAGCUCCUAGAGGCAGUAAAUUCCUCAGGGAAACUCUUCAUCUCUCACACUGCUUUGUCGGGAAGAAUCGUUCUACGUUGCGCCAUAGGAGCGCCAUUGACAGAGGAGAAGCACGUGAAAGAGACAUGGAAGGUUAUUCAGGAAAAAGCGUCUUACUUGCUUCGCAAGUAAUCAAAUAAAAAAAGGGACACUAUAAUGAAACCUGUUUUUGCCAACCAAUCAAGGAUGCAUUGGUUUGGUUUCAUAUCAUAUUAAAUAAUAAAAUAAGUUUCCCAAGUUGGACUUAAGAGC